Chenopodium quinoa (quinoa) is the source of this 1423-nucleotide messenger RNA. Its product is annotated as co-chaperone protein HscB homolog. Gene Ontology annotation, molecular function: protein-folding chaperone binding; ATPase activator activity. Gene Ontology annotation, biological process: protein complex oligomerization; [2Fe-2S] cluster assembly. Lineage: Eukaryota; Viridiplantae; Streptophyta; Magnoliopsida; Caryophyllales; Amaranthaceae. Bases 92 to 1006 code for a protein of 304 amino acids. The record is from RefSeq and is a predicted model, not a curated record. The transcript has 7 exons.
GACUACCAAACAAGUCAUUCGUAUUUCGUAAUAACGCGAAUCUAACACGUACUAUCUUCAGCUUCGGUUGCCGGAACUACACAAUACUCCGAUGAAUACAAUCAGACAUUCAUGGCGGCGAUUAUCGCAUCUCUUCCACCGACACCUUCGACCCACUUCUUCUCUCUCCUCUACCACCUUCCAUUCCCAAACUCUAUCUCUCUCCUCUUCAUUUUCUCCUCGCCAUUUCAAUUUUCCUGCAAAUUUUCUCCAUGAUUUUUCCAAGCAAUCAUUCAAGCUUUUUUGCUCCGAAUCAUCAUCAAGCUCUGAAAUCCGACGAUGCUGGAACUGUAAUUCGUCUCCAACAACUUCGCAACUCUUUCUUGUUUGUGAUUCUUGCCGUUGUAUUCAACCUGUUGAUCGCUCUGUUGAUUAUUUUCGGAUUUUCGGAUUGCGCAAAAGGCAGCAAGGGCAGAACAGUCACAACACCAAGCAAGGGCCAACACAAGAGGAGGCAGAAAAUGGAAGCAGAGAACCGUUGGGAGCAGGGGAGACAGCCAGCUUUAGGGAGCGAAAAUAUGAUAUUGAGGAGAGUAGUUUGGAGGGCUUGUAUAAAGACUGGCAGAAAAAACUGCAUCCUGAUUUAGUUCAUUCAAAGUCUGAGAGUGAAAAGGAGUAUGCUGCUGAGCAAUCUUCUCGAAUAAUUGAUGCAUUCAGGACGCUCAAAAAUUCCUUGUCCAGGGCAAUAUACCUUAUGAAGUUACAUGGUGUACACGUUGAUGAAGAGCAGACUGUUUCAGAUCCCGAGUUGCUAGCUGAGAUUAUGGAGAUCAGAGAAUCUGUUGAAGAUGCUCCUGAUUCUCAGGCAUUAAAACAGAUUCAGGCAGAGGUACAUGAGAGAUUAAAACAAUGGUCCAAUACAUUUGCAGGAGCAUUCGAAAGCCAGGAUACCAAUGAGGCAUUAAAUGCCAUCCGUAGAAUGACAUAUUAUAUACGUGCCAAUGAGGAAAUUGUGAAACGUCUCUGAUAUUGUUCAUAUGUAUCUGAGAACUUGUAAACUGCAAGUUGAUUCUUCUGAAUAUUCUGAGCAAUUUCACUCAGAAGUCACAGAAUUGAAGAAAGUGGCCUGUUUUGAAAAGUGGAAGUAUUGUUUAGCAUAUUCAUAACAUAGAGGUUUAAGCUGAAGGGUUAAGACUUUUGAUGUAAUAAUGAACAGGUCAUAGCGAAAGAGGACAAAGAAGUCUGGUUUAGCAAAGGAGGCUGAAGACGUCUGAUUUAUACAACUUCUGUUUUCUCUCUGAAUAAUUUUUUUGUAGGAAGUAAGAGAUCUUCUCCAUUUAUCGUUUAAAGUCGAUUCUCUUUGAACUUUGAUGCAAUAUAUUUCCUUCGAUUCAAAAACAUAUUCUUGCUAAUUCAGCUACAAGCCUACAACUAAUAAAGCAGG